Molecule: messenger RNA, 927 nt
Organism: Rattus rattus (black rat)
Lineage: Eukaryota; Metazoa; Chordata; Mammalia; Rodentia; Muridae
Product: zinc finger protein 120-like
Exons: 4
Coding region: 1-927 (308 amino acids)
Biological process (GO): regulation of DNA-templated transcription
Cellular component (GO): nucleus
Source: RefSeq, a predicted model, not a curated record
AUGGCCAGGAUAUGCUCACUACCCACAAAGAAGGCAGUGACAUAUGAGGACAUUCAUGUGAACUUUACUCGGGAAGAAUGGGCUUUGCUGGAUCCUUCCCAGAAGAGUCUCUACAGAGAUGUGAUGCUGGAGACCUACGGGAACCUCACUGCUGUAGGCUAUUACUGGAAAGACCAGAGUAUUGAGGAAAAUUGUCAAAAUCCUGGAAGGCCAGCAAGACAUAAAAGAACUCAUACUGGAGAGAAGCCCUAUGAAUGUGACCAAUGUGGUAAUGCCUAUGCCCGUCACAGUACUCUUCAAAGGCAUAAAAGGACACAUACAGGAGAGAAGCCCUAUGAAUGUGACCAAUGUGGUAAGGCCUAUACCUGUCACAGUACGCUUCAAACUCAUAAAAGGACACAUACAGGAGAGAAGCCCUAUGAAUGUAACCAAUGUGGUAAGGCCUUUGCCUAUUACAGUGUUCUUCAAAGCCAUAAAAGAAUACAUACUGGAGAGAAACCAUUUUCCUGUAACUUAUGUGGAAUUGGCUUUGCAAGUAACCAUAAUCUUCAAAGCCAUAAAAGAACUCAUACUGGAGAGAAACCCUAUGAAUGUGACCAAUGUGGUAAAGCCUUUGCCCGACACAGUGUUCUUCAAAAUCAUAAAAGGACACAUACAGGAGAGAAACCUUAUGAAUGUAACCAAUGUGGAAAGGCCUUUGCCCAUCACAGUACUUUUCAAAUCCAUAUAAGGACACACACUGGAGAGAAGCCCUAUGAAUGUAACCAAUGUGGUAAAAUCUUUACACAAAAGACAAAUCUUCAAAGGCAUAGGAGAACACAUACUAGAGAGAAACCUUAUGAAAGUACCCAUUGUGGUAAAGCCUAUGCCGGUCACAGUGAUCUUCAAAUUCGUGAAAGGACACAUACUGCAGAGACGGCCAAUUAA